AGUGUCUAUUUACCGGUCUUCUCGCCAUAUGUUGGCGCUUCGCUAUGAGUGAUAUUGACCGUGACAUAGAACAGCUUCGACGUGGUGAGUAUUUGAGCGAGUUAGAAGUACGUCUACUAUGCGAGAAAGCAAAGGAAGUCUUGCUGCAAGAUUCUAAUAUCCAGCGUGUCGAUGCACCAGUUACGGUCUGUGGAGAUAUUCAUGGCCAGUUUUACGAUUUCAAGGAGCUUUUGGCAGUUGGAGAUGAUAUUCCUAAAACUAAUUACCUGUUCCUCGGUGACUUCGUUGACCGGGGAUAUUACUCAGUAGAGACAUUUCUGCUAUUACUAUGUUUCAAAGUUAGGUACCCAGAUCGCAUAACACUUAUUAGGGGUAACCAUGAAUCGCGCAAUAUUACCCAGGUUUAUGGCUUCUAUGACGAAUGUAUCAGGAAAUAUGGAAGUGUGAAUGUCUGGAGCUAUUGCACUGAAAUAUUUGAUUAUUUUGCUAUCGGUGCUCUUAUUGAAGGGCGUUUCUUUUGUGUUCAUGGAGGGUUAUCACCUUCGAUAUCAUCCCUUGAUGAAAUACGCUAUUUAGAUAGAAAGCAGGAGGUACCUCAUGAAGGUCCCAUGUGUGACCUCAUGUGGAGUGACCCAGAGGCCAUGGAUGGCUGGGGAGCUAGUCCUAGAGGUGCCGGUUUCCUAUUUGGAGGGGAUGUAGUACGUCAGUUCUGCCACCAAAAUAAGGUUGACACCAUUGCCAGGGCACACCAGCUGGUGAUGGAAGGCUACAAGUGGUGGUUCAACAAAUCCCUGGUAACAGUGUGGUCAGCACCGAACUACUGCUACAGGUGUGGCAACAUCGCGAGUAUAAUGGAGUUGGAUGAGAAUUUGAAUCCUACAUUUAAAAAGUUUGAUGCUGUAGCGCCGAAUAAGCGGGCAGUUCCAGCCAAGAAGCCAUUCCCGGAGUACUUCUUGUAGUUUGUCUAGAUUGGGUUAUAUUGGAAAGAACUGUUAACCUCUACACUGUUCCUGGCGCCUCCAAAUAGUAAUCGCAUUAUUAAUGACACCAACUUUAGAUAUGGAACAACUAGUUGUCCAAUAUA
This is a messenger RNA of Babesia bovis T2Bo, 1084 nucleotides long. Its product is annotated as Serine/threonine-protein phosphatase family protein. Bases 45 to 959 code for a protein of 304 amino acids. Gene Ontology annotation, cellular component: nucleus; cytoplasm. Gene Ontology annotation, biological process: double-strand break repair via homologous recombination; peptidyl-serine dephosphorylation. The transcript is spliced from 2 exons. Gene Ontology annotation, molecular function: protein serine/threonine phosphatase activity. The record is from RefSeq and is a predicted model, not a curated record. Lineage: Eukaryota; Apicomplexa; Aconoidasida; Piroplasmida; Babesiidae.